Molecule: messenger RNA, 1354 nt
Organism: Trifolium pratense (red clover)
Lineage: Eukaryota; Viridiplantae; Streptophyta; Magnoliopsida; Fabales; Fabaceae
Product: LIM domain-containing protein WLIM1-like
Exons: 5
Coding region: 281-826 (181 amino acids)
Biological process (GO): actin filament bundle assembly
Cellular component (GO): actin cytoskeleton; plasma membrane
Molecular function (GO): actin filament binding
Source: RefSeq, a predicted model, not a curated record
UCUAUUAUCUUAUAAAUAUAUUUCAUCUCAGGUCAUUUGAAACUCACUGCUGUCCACAAUCUUCCAUUCAAUUUAUCAUUUCCUCCUCUAAAUUCUUGUGUCUCCUUUUCUCAUUCUCAUCUUUUUCACAGGAAGGAGAAAGAGGGAGAGGAGGCAUAAGAGAAACUUCGGCAGAGAAAGUCCUUGCGGAAGAGUGAAACUUUGUUCCUCUCUUUCUCUGUCGCUCCUGUUCGUUUCGGCCACGCUUUGAUCAUUCGGUGAUCUUUGUGUAACGAAAGCCAUGGCCAGUUUUGGAGGAACCACACAAAAGUGCAUGGCAUGUGAAAAAACAGUUUAUCUCGUUGAUAAGCUAACCGCAGAUGGUCGUAUUUAUCAUAAGGCCUGCUUCCGAUGCAACCAUUGCCGGAAUACCCUUAAGCUAAGCAACUACUGUUCUUUUGAGGGGGUGCUCUAUUGCAGACCACACUAUGAUCAACUCUUCAAGAGGACUGGCAGCCUGGACAAAAGCUUCCAAGGAACACCCAAAACUCAGAAACUAGAAAGACAGAUCUCUGAGAAUGAGAAUACCAAGACAGUGACAAACAUGUUCUCGGGCACCACAGAAAAAUGCAUGUGUUGCAAAAAGACUGUGUAUCCCACUGAGAGGGUUACGGUGAAUGGGACUCCCUAUCACAAAGGCUGCUUCAAAUGUACCUAUGGAGGUUGUACUAUAAACUCAGCAAACUUUGUUACACAUGAAACAAAGCUCUACUGCAAACAUCAUCACAUUCAACUCUUCAAAGAGAAAGGGAAUUACAGUCAGCUUGAGACUGAAAUUACUGUUUAAUGUCUAGGAAAAAGAAUGUUGGUAGUUUUGUAAGAUGGGUGCUUCAAUUUUGCAUAAACGUUAUUAUGGUUUGUGCAUGUUAAAACAAAUGUAUUGAUGAGACAAGUACGAUAAGUAAGGUGUAGACAUAGGAAAUUUGCUAUGUAUGCAUCUUAUUUUUACUAAAAUUAUAAAGGCUCUGUGCUGCUUUUAGUGAUGAUUUCCAGAUUCAUACAACAAAAUAUUAGACAAACUCAUCAAAAUACAAAUGCUAGCAACAAAUGAAAUUUUCAUAUAAAGGCAUCAAACAAAACACUAGGAAAAUAAAAAACGACCAAUCUUUUAAUGAGACAGUAAAAUGUUUGGAAGGAGUAAUUCAUGACUUCACUUUCAUAAAAGCAAACAACCAACAAGUAAAAUAAAAAGAUACUAUAAGAACAAUAAUGAGUUCAAAUUCAAAAUACACAUGUACUCAGUCCAAUUUGUGCAAAGUAAUAUCUCCUCAAAAGCAUGCAUCCAAGAGACAACAGCAGCAAAGAGCAGCCAAGC